This is a messenger RNA of Symbiodinium natans, 1194 nucleotides long. NCBI's taxonomy places the organism in Eukaryota, Dinophyceae, Suessiales, Symbiodiniaceae. The record is from the annotation of a GenBank genome assembly.
AUGCCUUUCGAUCUCGACACACCAUGGAAUCGCCUUUUUGCCUUCGCUGCCUUCUACGUCAUCGAGGGUAUACCGCAGGGCUUUACUGAGACCUUCCUGCCAUAUCACUUCUGGGACUCGCGUCCCUGGGCCUACAAAUGGCUCCUGGCUCCCCUAAUCGACAUCUUCUGGACCCGAAGGCGCUGGUUGUUCACCACGCAGGCAGUGAUGAUCCUCUCACUGCUGGGCUUGCUGGUGCUGACGGACCUCCAGGGCAGUUUCGCGGAGGUCCUUGGGACGGUCUUUGUGCACAACGUCUUCUCAGCCACGCAGGACCUAGCGAUCGAUGCCAUCGCAGUGGGAAGCCUUCCCCUGGCCGAGGGUGCCUCUGCAAAUGGGGCGAUGUUUGCAGCCCAAGAGUUCGGCAACAUGCUGGGAGGAGCUGUGGCGCUCGCCGUAUCUUCGCAGUCGAGCUACCAAGGCGGAUGCCUCUUCGUUGUCGGCUUGUUGGCGUUGGCAUUCUUUGGCAUAACUUGCCGCUUGCACCCUACCGUUGGAGUUCAGGCACGGCGCCCCGACACUGCCAGUCAGCAGUUGUUGGCUUAUGUCAGGAGCCUCCGAGAAUCCUGUGUUGGACCAGAGGCCAUCCAUUUCUGGCUUGGAAUGGCUUUUGCACUGUUCCCGAGUGGGACAUUACUGCUCAGAGGGCCGCACUGCAAGAGUUGGAUGGUGAUGCAUUCUCUUGAUGACGAUUCGGUUGCGUGGGUGGAGUUCGCAGGGAAAACCGUGACAAUCUGCACGAUGCUGGCGGGAGGCUUCAUGAGUUCCGGCUCCAACCGAAAAAAGUGGGUGGCCAUGUCCUACGUCAGCACCAUGUGCAUCAGCAGCUUCGUGGCUUGGCUGUCGUGGACUGGCGGGAAGUUCUCAUUCGAGACGUGGCUGGGCAUCAAGGUGGCGUUUCACUUCGUCCACGGCUUCCACAUCGGACCGCAGAUGGCGCUGUUCCAGCAGCUCUGCCGGCCUUCCGUGGCGGCCACGCAGUUUACGAUCUUCUGCUGCCUCUGCAACAACGCGGACAGUUGGGGCAAGAGAUUUCAAGGCGCCUGGAUUGAAUCUGAUGGAUAUGCUCGAACACUUCUCUGGGAGGUUCCUUUCGUGCUGACCCCACUGGCCAUCCUACCUUUCAUCGAGCCAGAGAACCUGCACACCGAUUGA